GGGAAAUAAGAGUCAAGGUCCAGUGGGAGACCAGACUAGCUGCAAAAGACGCGCCCACUCUUGGAUACGUUGCGCACUACUUCUCUGGAAAGAAAGUCGACCUGCUGCGAUCCACUCUUGACUGAGCAUCCAACUGGGAUUUUUUUUCAUGGGAAGGACUGUUCUGCUGCUAGAAACUCAAAUUAAACCCACAUUCCUUUAGACAUGGUUCUGCAAAAGAUUUUCCGUGCUGUCAUUAUGGGACCUCCCGGGUCGGGGAAGGGGACUGUGUCUGCGCGCAUAACCAAAACUUUCGGACUGAAUCACAUCUCCAGUGGGGAUAUUUUGAGAGCCAGCAUCAACGCUAAAACUGAGUUCGGCUUGUUGAUGAAGGCCUGCAUUGAUCAGGGUCAGCUGGUACCUGACGACGUCAUGUCUCGUCUUAUCCUGAGUGAUCUGAGAGCGAUGGACCACAGCAGCUGGCUGCUCGAUGGUUUCCCUCGCACAGUAUCCCAGGCAGAGGCUCUGGAUGGCGCCUUCACUGUGGAUUCAGUCAUUAACCUCGAUGUACCUUUCCAGACAAUUAAACAGAGGCUCACCUCUCGCUGGACUCACCUGCCCAGCGGCAGAGUCUACAACAUAGAUUUCAACCCACCAAAAGUCCCCGGUUUGGACGAUGUGACAGGGGAGCCUCUGGUCCAGCGGGACGAUGACACACCAGACACGGUCACACGGAGACUGAAGUCCUAUGAAACUCAGACAGAGCCUGUCUUAGAGUUCUACAGGAGUAAAGGUGUGCUUGAGACCUUCUCUGGGACAGAAACCAACAAGAUCUGGCCGCACGUUGAGUCUUUCCUCCACAAAAGAUUCUCCUCCUUCAAUCAGAGAGUGGCAUAGAAAGCCUGAACACAUAAGACACGAG
Messenger RNA from Scomber japonicus (chub mackerel), 901 nucleotides. RefSeq names its product adenylate kinase 3 (gene ak3). Gene Ontology annotation, molecular function: AMP kinase activity; ATP binding. The record is from RefSeq and is a predicted model, not a curated record. Bases 205 to 876 code for a protein of 223 amino acids. Gene Ontology annotation, biological process: nucleobase-containing compound metabolic process. The transcript has 5 exons. Gene Ontology annotation, cellular component: mitochondrion; cytoplasm. Lineage: Eukaryota; Metazoa; Chordata; Actinopteri; Scombriformes; Scombridae.